GCUGCUCAGCCCCACGCAGCUCGUCCCAGGAGGAGGCGGCGGCGGCGGCGGAUUCACGCUGGAGGUGCAGCGGCAAAGAACUAAGCACAUAUCUGGAUCGCCAAGACACAAAAGCUUGAAGAAGAUGCACUUCAUCAAGAAUAUGAGACAAUAUGAUACAAAGAAUAGCAGGAUAGUAUUAAUCUGUGCUAAACGAACCUUGUGUGUGGCUUUUUCUAUCCUGCCGUAUGGGGAGAGCGUACGAAUCAGUGAUCUAAAAAUGGAAGGGCAGAAACAGCGACAUCCUUCUGGUGGCGGUUCAGUCUCUUCAGAGAUGGCUCUUGGAUUGGAAGGAGUGGAGCUUGGAGCUGAUGGCAAGGUGGUGUCCUAUGCAAAGUUCUUGUAUCCAACCAAUGCCCUUGUUGGCCGCAAAAUUGAUAAUCAUGGUGCUGUUCCUUCAUGUCGAUUCAGUGCUUCACGGAGCCUUACGGGGUCAAGACAUAAAACUGUAACCACUAAAACAAUACCACCAGGAACAGAAAUAGGAAACGAAGUUGGUGAGUCAUCAGAGUAUAAUCCGAAUCUCCUGGAUGAUCCUCAAUGGCCCUGUGGGAAACACAAGCGGGUUCUCAUCUUUGCAUCUUACAUGACCACAGUAAUCGAAUAUGUGAAACCCUCAGACCUUAAAAAGGACAUGAAUGAAACUUUUAAAGAGAAGUUUCCUCACAUCAAGCUAACGCUGAGCAAAAUUAGAAGCUUAAAGAGAGAGAUGUGGAACCUGAGUGAAGAGUGCAAUCUAGAGCCAGUUACUGUGUCAAUGGCGUACGUUUACUUCGAGAAGCUUGUUCUCCAAGGCAAGCUCAACAAACAGAACCGCAAACUGUGCGCUGGUGCUUGUGUGCUUCUUGCAGCCAAGAUCAGCAGUGAUCUCAGGAAACAUGAAGUUAAACACCUUAUUGAUAAACUAGAAGAAAGAUUCAGAUUCAACAGACGAGAUCUCAUUGGAUUUGAAUUUACAGUGCUUGUAGCUUUGGAGCUGGUCCUCUACCUUCCUGAAAACCAAGUUUUACCUCAUUAUAGACGUCUCACACAGCAAGCCUGACCAAAGCUACAUUCCAGCUGCUCACCAGUGGCUCUGGGGAUUAACAGCAUUACUGAACAUUUUGCUCCUGAAUUUGACACUUGCCACUGACCUUCUCUGUGUCACAAUGUGCAUCAGAUCAUGCCUACAGCUAGUUUGAAGACUGCAGCAUGAUUUUUAAACAGUCAAGGUGUACAUUAACGAUACAGGUACCAAGUCUGUAUCAGGAGAUGGUACAGAAAGGGUUGUCUUGAACUUUAUUUUCCUUUGGACAUUAAAGCACAAAUGAUUCACAAACUAGCUGCCUUUGUGGCUGCUGGCUAUUCUGUAUUUUCCUUUUCAAUUUUACUAGGAAAUGGUCAGUUCUUCCCUACAAAGGAUGCUACACUAUUGUUCUCUUAGAUUGUUUCAACCUUUAUUUUCUUCCUUGAAACUAAAGGGAGCAACACUUCCAUUCAAAGAAAUCAUAAACUUCAAAUAGUGUAUCUGAGAAUUUUCUUGCAUUUUUACAUUAAUAAAAUGCAUACUUUAUUUUUUUAAAGAUGUGCCUAAAAUUGACUGGUCUGGUACCAGUACUUUUUAAGUUACUUACGUUGCAUAAUAGUGAAUCCUGAAUUUAAAUAGCAAUGUAUCCUUUACCUGCAUUUGCCUUGCAUAUAGUGAAAACAAUUCCAGUAUAUCUGCACUAAUAUUACAGAGGGGAUUUGUAUUAUAGAUCUAUAGGUAGCAAGUCUGAAACUAUUCUAGUUCAACUUCUUUAACUAUUAAUAUGUGAAUAAAGGUUUUAUUUUAAAAAAGGAAAGAAAGAUUGUUUGGAAAUCUAUCGUGAAAUAUCACUUGUUGAACACGUUAGCUGCAGCAAAGCAGCUUGGAGUUCAUUCUUGUAGUUCAUUGUUCAAUUGGAGAUAAGAAAUUGACUUACAGGUGAGAGGAAAUCACCAUAUUAUCGUUUAUAAUUUUGAUUUAUGCCACUGUUUACUAUAGUCUGAAACUAAGCACCUUUUUAAACAUGACCAUGUCUAUCAUGAGUGAUCUUUCUCUGCUCUGUACACAAGUGUUUCAGCCAGUACUGCUAUCACUUCCAAACUAAGCCAAUGAAACAAAGUAUGUCCAGUUGUUAAAUUGCUACUUUUUACUCAGUUCUUCCAAGCAUUGUGCCACUGUGAUGGGCCUCAUGAAACUGGCAUUUGUUGCAUGUUUGAUCAGCCAUUCAGUUAGAAGUUAAUGUUCAGCAGCACUCUGUUUAUGCAAGGGUUAAAUAACUUCUUCCACUGUUGUCCAGACAGUUGGUUUAAACCAUUCUGAAACAUGUUGUACCUUUAGCGAUACAGUUAGUUGUUCUUGGGGUUUUUUCUAAGCAAUAUUAUGAUACAAAUAAGUGUUUGUGUGUGUUUGCAAGGGACAAAAAUAAUACAAAAUUUCUCAAUGUCCAAGUAUUUGUUUGUGACUAACUUAGAUACUAGAUCUCUUCCUGAGGUAAAAAGGCUACCUGGUCUCUGAUACAUGGAGUACUGUAAAUUUCAACUCCUUGCGCGUUUGUGGUGGCCACUAAAUAAGAACAAACAUAAAACUGAAGUCUUGCUAUUCAACUACAUUUUACCUAAGUCCAGUUUGACUUCAGUGAAACUGAAGCAAACUUAGUAGAGCCUUUCUUUUUAAGCAGCACUUGAAAGGUAUUUUAUACGUCUAACUGCAGUAAUACUACUCAAGUCCUAAACCUAGUAGCUCUAUUUAACAACUUUGGUGCAAGUAAAUAUGCACCUUCUGGUCA
Molecule: messenger RNA, 2831 nt
Organism: Terrapene triunguis (Three-toed box turtle)
Lineage: Eukaryota; Metazoa; Chordata; Testudines; Emydidae
Gene: CABLES2
Product: Cdk5 and Abl enzyme substrate 2
Exons: 9
Coding region: 125-1081 (318 amino acids)
Biological process (GO): regulation of cell cycle
Source: RefSeq, a predicted model, not a curated record